Dichotomopilus funicola is the source of this 1821-nucleotide messenger RNA. RefSeq names its product major facilitator superfamily domain-containing protein. The record is from RefSeq and is a predicted model, not a curated record. Gene Ontology annotation, cellular component: plasma membrane. Gene Ontology annotation, biological process: transmembrane transport. Gene Ontology annotation, molecular function: transmembrane transporter activity. The transcript has 3 exons. Lineage: Eukaryota; Fungi; Ascomycota; Sordariomycetes; Sordariales; Chaetomiaceae. Bases 1 to 1821 code for a protein of 606 amino acids.
AUGGCCGAAAAAGACGCCAUGACGACAGAUACCGAGCUCGAAAAGCCCACCCCGCCAAGGGGCCUCUCUCCCAGCCCGAAAGACGAUACGGAUACCGUCCACACCACCAAGCCGGACACAGCAACAACAACCACAACCAAAGCCCAAAAUGGCAACAGCACAACAGCCGACCCAUUCACAACCGACACUGCCGGCCAAGACUCCGCCACCAUCAUCUACCCCACGGGCCUCAAACGCAUCCUCAUCAUCGCCUCCCUCUGUCUCGCCGUCUUCCUCGUCGCCCUCGACCAAACCAUCAUCGCCCCAGCCCUCGGCGCCAUCACCGGCGAGUUUUCCUCUGUCGGGGACAUCGGUUGGUACGGCGCCUCCUACCUGCUCACCACCACCGCCCUCCAACCCACCUACGGCUCGCUCUACCGCAUGUUCAGCGUCAAAUGGACCUACCUCGCCGCCGUCGCGGUGUUUGAGCUCGGCAGUUUGGUGUGCGCCCUCGCGCCGACGAGUAAUGCCUUCAUCGUUGGCCGCGCGGUCGCUGGUAUGGGUACCGCGGGCUUGUUUUCGGGAGGCGUGGUCAUCUUGUCGUAUACGCUGCCGUUGCGGGUGCGGCCGCUGGGGUUUGGGAUGAUUGGCGCGAUGUGGGGGAUUGCGAGCGUGGCUGGGCCGUUGUUGGGCGGUGCUUUCACGGAUCAUGCGACGUGGCGGUGGUGUUUCUAUGUGAACUUGCCUAUCGGCGGGGCGGCGAUGCUGGCGAUUUUCUUGUUUUUGCAUAUCAACCAGACGCGGAGACCGCAGGACCAGGGGUUGAGUGUGGUGCAGCGGAUUUUGAGUUUGGAUUUGCUAGGCACGGCGAUGCUAGUGCCAGCGAUUGUGUGUUUGCUGCUGGCGCUGCAGUGGGGGGGUACCGAGCACCCCUGGAAUAGUUCGGUGGUGAUCGGGUUGUUUGUGGGGUUUGGGCUGAUGGCGAUUGCGUUUGUCGCGAUUCAGAUCUGGAAGGGUGAUAGGGGCACGUUGCCGCCGCGGUUGUUUAAGAACCGCGACGUGGUCUGCGCCAUGAUGUUUGCCUUUUUCUUUGGUGCUGCCUUCUUCCCGCUGGUCUAUUAUCUGUCCCUCUACUUCCAAGCCAUCCAAGGCGACACCGCAGUCCAGGCCGGUAUCAAGCUGCUCCCGUUGCUCAUCUCCGUCGUCAUCACCUCAGUCGCCUCCGGCGGCCUGAUCACCGCAGUCGGCUACUACAACCCCUUUGUCCUCCCCAGCAUGGUGCUCUUCACCGUAGGCGCAGGCAUGAUCACCACCUUCACCCUCGACAGCCCCUUGCGCGUCUGGUUCGGGUACCAAGUCAUCGCCGGCCUCGGCAUAGGCGUCGGCUUCCAAACGGGCGUCCUCGUAGUCCAAAACAGCGUCUCGCACGAAUGGAUCCCCCAAGCGACCGCCUGCGUACAAUUCUUCCAAUCCAUGGGCGGCGCCAUCUUCAUCGCCGUCGCGCAAUCCGUCUUCCAAAACGGUCUCACCACCGGCGUCCAACACAACACGCCGCAAAUCCCGGCCGAAAUCUUCAUCCACAGCGGUGCGUCCCAGAUCCGUCAGGUGCUGGCCCAGCUGCACGCCGAGGAUAAACUGAGGGAUGUGUUGGCUGCUUACUUGGAUGGGUUGAGGGGAUCGUAUUUUAUUACGGUGGGGUGUGCGGCUGCGGCGUUUGCGGCGGCGUGUGGGUUGAGUUGGAAGAAGAUUCAAAAGAGGGGGGCGGCGCCUAAGAAUGAGCCAGAUGCGGUGGAAAAGGGGGAGGUGGGUGGGGAGAUUGCAGCAAAGGAGACUGAACACUAG